CGCAAAGUUUUUAGUAAAACUGUUGUCAUUUUCUCACAUGUGGACGUGUUGCUCUUUAUCACAGAGCAGGAACACGGGACAUAAAGUAACAUCAGUCAGUGUAAUGUUGUGCUGAGCGAAGUCAGUGGGUACUGCGUGUUUUCUGCCACGCAGGCACACAGAUUUCAACCAACCGUUGUGAAUGGGAGGGAUCAGCUCCAGUAGAGUUAGCCACGUAGCUUGUAGCCUCUAACGUUAGCCUUGUAGCUGACGUCCCUAAGAGCUACUAUCAUGGAUCUGCCACAUCACGGGUACAGAGCAACUAAGCAGAGAGCUCGUGCAGCUCCCCCUGUAGGAGACUCUGUCUUGUUUGAUGACACCAGCUCAGCAGCACCUGGAAUAAGCAGCCAGGGCUUCUACACUUCUGGUUAUAACAUGGCAGGACCUUCAAAUGACAUGCAGGGAGGUCCAGCAGUUAACAACCUGUUCACCGACCCAGUGGCCAACGCCGCCAUGAUGUAUGGUUCAUCUUUAGCCAACCAAGGAAAAGACAUUGUUAACAAGGAGAUUAGCAGAUUCAUGUCUGUGAACAAGCUGAAGUACUUCUUUGCAGUGGACACCAGAUAUGUCCUGAAGAAACUUAUGAUCCUCAUGUUCCCCUACACACAUCAGGAUUGGGAGGUCCGUUACCAUCGGGACACUCCGCUCACUCCAAGGCAAGAUGUAAACGCGCCAGAUCUUUACAUACCAACCAUGGCUUUCAUUACCUACAUUUUACUGGCUGGUAUGGCCCUUGGUAUUCAGAAAAGGUUCAGCCCAGAGGUUCUUGGACUGUGUGCCAGCACUGCCCUCGUGUGGAUCAUCAUCGAAGUCUUGGUCAUGUUGCUGAGUUUGUAUCUGUUGACGGUACACAGCGACCUCUCAACCUUCGACCUCAUCGCCUACAGUGGAUAUAAAUAUGUUGGAAUGAUCUUCACGGUGUUGAGUGGCUUAUUGUUCGGCAGUGAUGGGUAUUAUGUUGCCCUUGUGUGGUCCUCUUGUGCCCUAAUGUUCUUUAUUGUUCGAUCUCUGAAAAUGAAGAUCCUGCCCUCCAUCUCCUCGGACUCUAUGGGGAUGGGAUCGAACGCCAAGCCUCAACUCCGCCUUUAUAUCACUGUGGCAACCGCAGUCUUCCAGCCAAUCAUUAUCUACUGGUUAACCUCUCAUUUAGUCAGGUGACUGUAAGGUCACCUCAAGUCCAACAGGACUGGACCCAGGCUUGGGUGUUUGGCUGUUUGUACACUUGCCCUUAUACUGUUUUGUUAACAAAUCUAAAACAUUUGUGGAUCGUGUUGAGUUGCACCGUGUGUAAAGCUUUUCAGUUCCAUUGAAAUAAGCAGAACGUGUGAAAGUGUCUCUCCGUCUGCUGUGUGUUUGCGAAGUAACGCUGAUAAAUGCUUGAUUUUUCAACACAAGGGCUCCCGGUCACAGGUUUUAAAAUCUGAUUCUGUGCAAAAUAGCCUUUUUAUCAUGUCUCUGGACAUGCUUCUCAGUGUUUAAACCAAACCAAAACCCACAUCUUUACGCUUGUAGUUGAAGUGAAGUUUUUCUGUUGUGGUUAUGUUGCUGCUGCAUCAUCUCCCCUUUCGGUUUUCAUCUCUGGAUUUUAUUUAUCUACAUUUUGACAAAGCAUGACAAAGUUUGGAUUUUUGUAGAAAAAAAUAAACAUUUAGCUUUGUGUA
This is a messenger RNA of Girardinichthys multiradiatus, 1700 nucleotides long. RefSeq names its product Yip1 interacting factor homolog A (S. cerevisiae) (gene yif1a). The coding region runs from base 271 to 1197 and encodes 308 amino acids. Gene Ontology annotation, biological process: endoplasmic reticulum to Golgi vesicle-mediated transport. The record is from RefSeq and is a predicted model, not a curated record. Gene Ontology annotation, cellular component: endoplasmic reticulum-Golgi intermediate compartment; Golgi membrane; COPII-coated ER to Golgi transport vesicle. The transcript has 9 exons. NCBI's taxonomy places the organism in Eukaryota, Metazoa, Chordata, Actinopteri, Cyprinodontiformes, Goodeidae.